AGCAGAGCGAUUUGUUGUAGUGGCAACAACAGCAGCCGAAGUACCCGGAUGUUCCAUACAGUCACAGCAGCCGCACGUUAUUAAAGAUGCAGACUAUUAAAUGUGUGGUAGUGGGAGAUGGUGCGGUUGGAAAGACCUGCUUACUGAUCUCCUACACAACCAACAAGUUCCCUUCAGAGUAUGUGCCUACGGUAUUUGAUAACUAUGCAGUUACUGUGAUGAUUGGAGGAGAGCCGUACACACUUGGACUUUUUGACACAGCAGGUCAAGAGGACUAUGACAGACUGCGGCCCCUCAGUUACCCUCAGACUGACGUUUUUCUUGUCUGCUUCUCGGUUGUAUCACCUUCAUCCUUUGAGAAUGUCAGAGAAAAGUGGGUACCAGAGAUCUCUCACCAUUGUCCCAGGACACCAUUUCUGCUGGUUGGCACUCAAAUGGAUUUGAGAGAUGACAGCAACGUAAUAGAGAAGCUUGCCAAGAACAAGCAGCGCCCUCUGGCACCCGAGAGCGGAGACAAACUGGCCAGAGAUCUUCGAGCCGUAAAAUAUGUUGAAUGCUCUGCCCUUACGCAGAGAGGUUUAAAGAACGUGUUUGAUGAAGCAAUCCUGGCGGCGCUGGAGCCUCCUGAGACCAAGCCCAAGAAGCGCUGCAUUCUCUUAUAGAGAAUAAAGAGAGAAGAAUGAAAGUAAAUGAAAUGAAACAA
Trichomycterus rosablanca is the source of this 703-nucleotide messenger RNA. Its product is annotated as cell division control protein 42 homolog. The transcript has 6 exons. NCBI's taxonomy places the organism in Eukaryota, Metazoa, Chordata, Actinopteri, Siluriformes, Trichomycteridae. The record is from RefSeq and is a predicted model, not a curated record. Gene Ontology annotation, cellular component: dendritic spine. Bases 87 to 662 code for a protein of 191 amino acids. Gene Ontology annotation, biological process: endocytosis; Cdc42 protein signal transduction; establishment or maintenance of cell polarity. Gene Ontology annotation, molecular function: protein kinase binding; GTP binding; GTPase activity.